Messenger RNA from Metarhizium brunneum ARSEF 3297, 846 nucleotides. RefSeq names its product Dolichyl-diphosphooligosaccharide--protein glycosyltransferase subunit 2 (gene Rpn2). Gene Ontology annotation, cellular component: oligosaccharyltransferase complex; membrane. The record is from RefSeq and is a predicted model, not a curated record. Gene Ontology annotation, biological process: protein N-linked glycosylation. NCBI's taxonomy places the organism in Eukaryota, Fungi, Ascomycota, Sordariomycetes, Hypocreales, Clavicipitaceae.
AUGCGCUUCUCUAUAGCCUCGACGGCACUGGCCCUUGCCGGCGCAGCUCACGCCACUUACUGGACCUUCUCAGAUGCCUCUGUCUCCGUGGGUUCCAAGACGUCUGAAAAGACGGUUGAGACAUUCUCUGACACCGACCGGGUCAGGAGGACAGUCAGCUUCGGACACCAAGACACCCUCAAAGUAGCACUGACUACCAAGGAGGGAUCCAAGGCCAAGAGACCGCACCAGGCGUUCCUGGUUCUCAGGGAAGCUUCCGGGCUGGAGACGCCGUUUGCCCUGACCGUCAAGGAGUCGGGCAAGGGCGUGGUUCAAAUCAGCCACAAGGACCUCCCCGCGCAGCUCCUCACCGCGACCGCCCCCCUCGAAGCCAGCCUCGUCCUCGGCUCGACCGGCUCGACAAAGGGCUCCGUGACGCCCGCCUUCGACAUCGCCGUCAAGUUGGACCCCGGCCAUCCUACGCCCAGCCCCGACGCUCCCCUGCGGUACGGCAAGCUCGCCGAGAUCCAUCACAUCUUCCGCGCGGACCCCAAGAACCCGCCCAGGAUUGUGUCGCUCGUGUUUUCGCUUGCUGUCCUGGCCACGGUGCCCGCUCUGUUCAUUGGGUGGAUUGGUCUCGGCGGCAACUUUGGCCACGCCUCCAAGGCCAUUGGCAAUGCGCCGCUCUCGCACGCCCUCUUUUUCGGAUCCAUCAUCGCCAUGGAGGGAGUCUUCUUUUUGUACUAUAGCGCGUGGAACUUGUUCCAGACACUGCCGGUGAUGGGUGUCGUGGCGGUUGUUGCGUUCUUGAGCGGCACCAAGGCUCUUGGGGAGGUCCAGGCCCGACGACUGGCUGGAGAGAGGUAA